CGAAGCAGCUGCUGGUGAAAAUUAUUGUUCAGGGGGUUGUGCCCUGCGGGGGUGUCACUCCAGCCACAAGUAGCUAGGGCCAGCUACCACACCUUUCUUGCCCACGAAGCGUGACGGCCUCGGGGGAUUCCAUAGUACCGGUUUUUUGAAGGAAGAUCAAAAAAAAUCUUUCAAGAUGUCUUUGUAUCCGUCUCUGGAGGAUAUGAAAGUUGACCAGCUGCAGAAAGCACAGAUGCAGUAUGAACAGGGUGUAACACAAGUUGCAGCUGUUGGUUAUCCAAAUACAGGAAAUGUUGUGCCUCAGGCUUCAUCAGCAUUCUCGCCCUCGCUAUAUCCCAGUCUUGGUGACUACAUGGGCCUUCAGCUUACACCAGAGUUUGUACAACAGAAUAUGCCACUUGUUGCAGCCAGUUACCCACAGGAACUGCAAGUUGGUGUCCGACAGACCUCCACAAGUCAAGCAUUGGUUGCUCCUGUGACUGGACAGAACAACAAGGCCCUCUUGCGUUCAGAAAUCAAACCUGGUAUUCGUGAGGUCGUCUUGUGCAAGGAUGGAGAAGGCAAACUGGGUGUUCGAGUGCGGCAUGUUAAUAAUGGUCUGUUCGUUGCACUGGUUCAAAAGAACUCGCCAGCUGCGUUGGCAGGAUUGCGAUUUGGUGAUCAGAUUCUACAGAUAAAUGGACAAACAGUAGCCGGCUGGGACAACGACAAAGCCCACAACUUUAUCAAAAAGUUGGAUCCGGAACGCAUUACCAUGGCUGUGCGAGACAGGCCAUUUGAGAGGACCAUCACCAUGCAGAAAGAUAGCAAUGGCUACAUUGGCUUUGUCUUCAAAGAAGGCAAGAUCAAGUCCAUUGUAAAGGAUUCCUCAGCAGCCCGCAAUGGCAUUCUGACAGACCAUCAGCUCAUUGAGGUUGGAGGCCAGAAUGUUGUGGGACUCAAGGAUUCCGAAAUAGGCGAGAUCAUUGAUGCGGCCGGAAGGACAAUUACAGUGACAAUUAUGCCUUCAUUUCUGUUUGAUCACAUUAUCAAAUGCAUGGGAAACAGCCUGAUCAAGAAGCUAAUGGACAGCUCCAUUCCUGACCUGUGAAGCAUCUGUUUCUUCAUUGAGUGAUGCCAUCAGCUUUACUAUGAUCACACCGAAAACUGUGUGAAAACAUUCAUUACCUGCAAUUCACUUGGACUGUAGAAAAUGCAGACAGUAGAGCUGUUUUGUUGUCAUCUCACCGGUGUUUUUUUCGCUCUUCAAAAGUAGCUUUCAAGCUGCCUGAAAACAAUUGCCUGCAGACUGCGGCCCUUUGGCCAGAAAGAUGUCUGCAGUGGACGGCCACACACAGUGUAAAUCAACUUUAAGUUCUAGCUUCUAUUUCUUUAAUCAUUUGAAGACAUUCCAGUUUGUGUGAUGGCUAUUAGGUGGGUUUUCAGUGUAGACAAAAAAAAAACUCCUACAGUCAGUAGUCAUCAUCUCAUGCAGGCUAGAUCACGUUUUGCAGAAGACUUAAGAUGUUGAUGGAAAUCUUAUUGUGUUGCUGCAGAAUCCUGUGCUGUAUUUGUGAUUUGAGGUAAUAGCAGGAACCUUCUGCUUCUGUAAAUGGUCACUGUGUAUAUAUAUAUGGCAGCACCUUCCUGAUCCCCAGUUAAAGUUCCCCCCUCCCCCUUUUUGUGGGUAAGUGGUCUGUCCUAUGUGAUAUCUAAUUAUGACCAAAUUCAUAAGGCAUAAUUGCAUUUUUUAAAUAAAGCCAUACAGAAGUUUUAUGGAAAAAUUUCAUCACAAAGAUUAAGAAGCAACAUAUUCAGUAUUCAAAUGUGUUCACUGGCUUAUAAAAUUUACCCAAAGCGGCUUUGGAUUUUUUUUUUCAUUAGCCAAGAUGUUAAAAUCGAAAUAUACAGUUUUGAUGUAUAUCUACUGAACUUCAAUUAAAAAAAUCCUUGAUUUGUACUAAUUGUUAACAGCAGAAAGAAAAAAUGUUAUCAGUAGGAUAAAUUUCAUAUAGUUUUUUUUUUAAUUUCCAUUUUUACUCUGAAGAUAAUUUGCUAAGCAUUUAAAAUGUUCACAUAAAAAUUCUAUUUGGCAUGUAUUUAAUUAAAUAUAAAUGUAUUUUUCCUGUCCAUAUCAGAAAACAAAAUCUUGGUCAGAAAAAAGAUGCUUCAUGUGAUUUGUGGAUGUGCUAACCAGAAUGAGUUGCUAAACGAGAAUGUUUUGGAGAAUUCUUUUUAAAAAAUUUCAUGUCGGUGGCAUUUGGAAUGUCUUAGCAAUAAAACUGCUACAGGAUUAAUUGCUAGCUUUCCAGAAAACAGUCAAGUAUUUAAGCACACAAUAUAUUAUAUUGUUUCAUUUAUUUUUAAGUUGUCAGUUGUCUUAAUUCAUAAUCCACAUGACGAUAUGUUACAAGAAUGAAAUAGAAAUAUUGUUGUUUUUGCAAAUGUGCAGGUGUCUUUGUUUUAUGUACAGUUUUGCUUGACAUUCUGGGAACAUUUCUUUUUGGUUUUGUUUCCUUUUAAUGUUUUCAUAGUUUUAAUGUUUUCAUAGUUAACAUGAAAACUACAACCUUCAAGAGAAUAAAAUCAAAUUCUUUACAUUA
Molecule: messenger RNA, 2582 nt
Organism: Pomacea canaliculata
Lineage: Eukaryota; Metazoa; Mollusca; Gastropoda; Architaenioglossa; Ampullariidae
Product: syntenin-1-like
Exons: 8
Coding region: 176-1090 (304 amino acids)
Cellular component (GO): plasma membrane; cytoplasm
Molecular function (GO): protein binding
Source: RefSeq, a predicted model, not a curated record